Polypterus senegalus (gray bichir) is the source of this 2054-nucleotide messenger RNA. RefSeq names its product tripartite motif-containing protein 16-like. The record is from RefSeq and is a predicted model, not a curated record. Lineage: Eukaryota; Metazoa; Chordata; Cladistia; Polypteriformes; Polypteridae. The coding region runs from base 242 to 1945 and encodes 567 amino acids. Gene Ontology annotation, molecular function: protein binding; zinc ion binding. The transcript is spliced from 6 exons.
GACAGGCUAUCGCCUUAAUAAAUGCGCUUCAUAAUAAAAUAGUGCGAAUUUCUUCUGCACGUAAUAUAUACAGUUUAUAUGUACAAUAUAUACAGUUUCGUAUUCUACUAACUAGAGCCGUUUCCGGUGCAUACAGGCGCUACACGAUUAAUCUUUUUUCUCUUUAUAAAUAUAAAUACGACAGUCGUGUGUCUGAGGAGCGGAAGGAUUUUGCCCUGGACUCCCCUCUGAACGAGGCGGGAUGCGAAACUUAGUUUCACUUUUAAUUUGUCAUUUCCGUAAUACUUUUCUGCUGCUUUGCCGUAACAUGAUGGCAUCAGCUGCGUCUUCAGUGUGUAAUGAAAUGUUUAAUUGCAACGUAUGUUUUUUUCCGGUUCAGGAAGAGCCAGUCGCUCUACCCUGUGGGCAUAAAUUUUGCACGAACUGUAUGAAAAAAUCCUCGUCUGAGAGGGCCGAUUGUCGCUGUCCUCAGUGCCAGUGUGUCUUCGCUCCAGAGGCGCUUUGUAAAAACGCCCAUCAGGUUGAAAUGGCAGAGCAGUGGACAGAAGUAGGAUCUUCUGCGACAGAAACCCUGGACGUGGACUGCGAUGUGUGCAUUGGAGUAAAGCGCAAGGCGGCCCAGACCUGCGUGACUUGCCUGGCGUCCUUUUGUGAAACUCACAUUCAGCCACACAAACAGUCAGAAGCUCUGAAGAGGCACAGACUGGAGGAGCCGACUAGUAACCUACAGCAGAAACUUUGUCCGAAUCACAGAAUAAUGUUGCAGCUUUACUGCAGGACCGAUCAGACGUGCGUCUGCUUGCUGUGUGUCGCCGUGAAACACAAGGAUCAUGAGCUGGUGGAGAUGGAGACCGAGAGAGUGGCGAAGCAGGCGCAGAUGGACGUGAAGCGAAAAGAAAUCGAGAGCUCAAUCUGGAAAAAACAGAGACAAGUGGCCUUGACUAUAGCAGCCAUAGAGGAGCUGAGGCGCUCUGCACAAAGAGAAAUACAGGAAUGUGAGAAGACCUUCACUUCUGUCUUCCAGUCUAUUCAGAGGCUGAGAUCAGAUGUGACAGUGCUGAUAAGAAAUUAUGAGCAGAGCGAAGUGAGAAAGGCUGAGGAGCUCAUUCAGCAGCUGGAGAAAGAGAUAGAGGAGCAGAAGAGGAACAUCUCCAUGAUGGCUGAGCUCUCACAGACUGACGACCACAUUGACUUCCUUCAGAAGUUCUCAUCUGUACAAGAUCUUCCUAUAGAUGGAGACACACCAAGCAUCCCUGCCGACAGACAUUUGUUCCCUGGUUCUGUCAGAAUGGACCUGUGCAGCCUCAAAAAGUAUCUGAACACAAUGAGCAGCUUGGAGUUUGUGGAAAUGAGACAGACGGGACUUGAAGAACCAAGCUACAUCUUGCAGAACCUAAUGGAGAGAAGUUUUCUUUUGAAAUACGCCUGUCCUCUCAGUCUGGACGCCAAUACUGUAAAUGGAAGCCUCCGCAUCUCUGAAGAGAACACGAUGGUGAAAUCUAACACUGUAAAAGCCCACUACCCAAUCCACCCUGACCGAUUUGAGCGAUGGCCCCAGGUCCUGUGCAGAGAGGCUCUGUUUGGCCGUCGCUACUACUGGGAGGUGAAGUGGAGCGGAGAACACGCUGAUAUUGGAGUUGCAUACAAUGGCAUUUGUAGGAAAAGCGGGGAUUCAAAAUGUCUCCUUGGAGGCAAUGACAAGUCCUGGAGUUUAGUCUGCUCUGGCUCCCGUUAUUCUGUGCGGCACAACGGUGUGGAUACUGUAAUAUCUGCACCCAGCAGCCAAACGGUUGGAGUCUAUCUGGACUGGCAUGCUGGCACGUUGUCCUUUUAUAGCAUUUCAGAUACACUGACUCUUCUGUAUAGAUUUCAUACCAGUUUCACUCAGCCACUCUAUCCAGGUUUUAGAGUGACUGGUAGUGUGACAAUCUGCCAGCUGAAUUAGCUGGAAUAUUGAAUGCUAUCAUUUACUGUAGGAAUUGUCUGUUAUAUAAGGGGGCUCUAUGGACCAAAGUGGGAGGACAAUCAAAAAUGUCAGGAAAUUUAAAAUUUUA